AUGCCGCGGGCCAUCGUCGGAAGCGGGGGGGGAGGCACAGCAACACGUGGUGUCGCCUGCAUAGGCAGGGCCAUCGAAGGCAUCAUCGCACGCGCCGGCACGGCAGCCUGGCGCAGGGCCGGAGCCAGCGUGCGGAGCAACAUGGUAACAGAGCGACAGACGGCACGGCUCGAGAAGACGAAGUUGGCACGUGAUCGAAACCCUCCCUGCUGCUCUCCCACGCUGCGUCGCUGGUCGAUGGCGCCGGGGCUCGCGGCAUGGGGCAUCACGACCUCUGAGCAGCUUAUCCAGCUACUUAAACAGAACAAGAAGGGAGAAAAUACGCUCCCAGGCUCAAAGAUCCAGAUUCUCCAGAGCGCGUGGGCUGACGAUCACGUCUAUGUGCCGAAAAAAGCGGAACUCCUGCUCGACUGUGCGCUCGAGCUGGUACUUGCUAGCACGCGCACGCCACACUCUGAGUCGACGCCCAAGUUCCUUGACAGUGCAUACUGGGCAUUCCUCGGCACGCUGCUCGCCUCGGCGCAUCUCGACGAAGAGCACUUGCACAGCGCCGUGGCAAAGCACAAUGUCUUUGCGCUAGUGGCGGCCCUCGGCCCGCGCAUUUCGUCGGACUUGUGGCACGAUGUAUGCCCAGUGCUCACAGUGGUCCUUCCGGUGGCCAUCCGACGCAUUGGCGCUGGCCAAGUCGACACGGUCAAUGCGUGCUUCCGCGAUCUCUUGCAGGCCAUGCCGACGGUCAGCGAGCCACGCCACUGGCCCGCGACGCGGCGCCUCUGGGAUGCCAUAUGCAUGCGCUGGUCGCCACUCUUGGAACUCGGCGCGAAUGCAAAGAAAACAGCGCGCUUUUUUGUCGCGGAGUCGCUCCUGCCCUGGGCGCACGCGUUUGCCGCCUUGGCCGACCACGAUUCGGACGAGGCCUCGGCUCUGCGCGAUGCACUAGGCGUGGUGGCUGCGCGCUCGCUCAGUGGCGCACCUGCUCUUGGUGCACAGGCGGGCCCCACGCUGCCCGAGUCGGUCGAGAGCCUUGUGCCUGCGGUGACCGAAGCGCUGACCGGGCCCGACGCACCGGCGAUGCUGCCGGCCAUCCCCGCUCUACUCGAAUAUCUCGUGGAAAGCGCACAUCGCCGCAAUUCUGUGCAGGCACCCCCGCUGCCGAUCCGGCAACAGGCGCUCGACCGGUUUUUGGCGCCUAUCUGCACGUCGCUCCUUGCACGGCCAGACAGCCUCACAGUACUGUGGCACCUCGUGCAGCAAAUUGAGCGCCUGCGGCUGUACCAACCAGGCGGCGAUGACCAUGACGCAUGGCUGGCCCUAUGGACGCGCCUACAGAGUCACACGCUCUCUGUGCUCGACACUGCGUCAGAGGCGGAGACGCGUCGCGUGUGCUUCGACAUGAGCACGUCGCUCUGGCACAGGGAAGCAGGUCUUGUACGGCCUGCACUCCCCUAUAUUCUUGCCCGCGCUGUGCCUCUGCGCGACGACGAUGUGGCAUGGCCUGCAGCUCUGGCGUUUGUACACACGCUCUUGCACGAUAUGGCGCAAGAGCGCCGCAUGCCUGAGCUGCUAUCCAUCCUGCGUGCGACUAUGGCGCGCGUGUGUGAUACAGGACCUGAGGAUGUCGGCGCGCGGCUCGUGCACAGUCCCGUGCUAUGCACGCCCACAACGCUGCUUUGGCGCAAGCAACUUACCCAGCACGUGUCGGCCGCGCAGUCGGAGCCCAUGUGGCACGAUGCGCUGGCUGAUGCGCAGCGGCACAUGUCGCCACCGACGCCCCAGCUUGCAUGCGCGCUGCACGUCCUGCUCCUACUCGCACAAACGCGGCCCAUAGUGGCCGAGGUUGCGCAUCUCGUGGCGACUUGCCUCGACCUCGGCGUCGAGGCGUAUGUGCGCGGUCAGGCACCGACCCAGCAGCGCCUCCUAGCUGGUGCACUGCGUCUGCACACAGCCCUUACGGUCCAGGGCGCGUCUGUACCGCCACUGCCCCUGGACGCGCUGUGUCGCUUGCUCGGAACGGAUAGUACGCUCCCCGAGGUACGUGUGGAAGUGGUCCGUGCCCUGUGCUGCCAUGCAGAGCGUACCCAGACGCUUCCGCCCAUGCCCAAGCUGCCCGACCUUGUACGUGCCGGCCUCGAAGGGCACACUGUCGAACCCUGGGACGGCCAGGUAUGGGGUCUGACGGCGCAUGCGCAGGAACCUGUCGCGCUAUGGCGCCUCCUCACGACGCGCUGGGCGCCUGUUGUGGAUGCCCAUGCUCCUGAGACCUUGCUCAACGACCUCGCCGUGAUCUUCACGGCCACGCUUGCACCCAGCGCCCCGUCACUGCUCGCCAAGCUCAGCGUGCAGGCGCUCCACGACGCGCACUUUCUGGAGCUUCCGCGGUGGCGCCACGCGCUCAUGGCCCCACUGGCAGCUGCACUGGACGUCUCGUCAACAGCGCCAAGUGCCGUGCGGCUGCUUGCCUGUGUGCCGACCGAGUAUGUCGGUCGCGACGCAGUGCACGCGAUCGCGCCGGGGCUUUGGCGGCUGACACGCCGCGCGACGCCGGAUCUUAUCGGGACUGACGCGGCGCUCCUCCGUCUCCUGCGCCGCUGGCUGCACGCCUACGCCCCCGCCGCAGCGCCGCCCUUUUCGCUGGCAGCCUACCUGGAUACCCUAGUGCAGUGGCCCAGCCUCCCACACUCAGUGUCAGAGCGCGCUGCUUUUCUGACCAGCAGCAUGCAGCUGGUUGAUGCACUCCUCUCCCAUGCGCCGGCGGCAGUGUGUGUGCCAGACGUGCUGGCCGUCCUGCAGCGUGCUCCGGCCGGCUGGGGCGCGACUGUGGCGUUGCAUGCGCGAUCGCAGCUUCUGCGCUGGGCCGCUGCAACGCAUCCGCCGUGGGCCACCGAACUUGUCCCUGAGACCACCGCGCUGGGCGAGGCGGUCGAACAGGCUGUGGCGCCGCUCACGCACAGCGCACGCGUAGCCACAGAUGCUGGCAAUCUCGCAUGCACACUUGAUGUGGUCGCUGCGCAGCUCGAGCUCCGCGCGCCUAGUGCGCCGUCGCUUGAGCCUGUACUGCCAUGCGUGUUGACGCGCCUCGAGUCCCUCACGUUCGCCGUGCGUGCUGGCGAGAUUCCCGCCGCUCCCACACGCCCCCUCGCCACGAGCCUCCUUCAAGUGCUUGUUGCACUCGGCCCGCAUGUGGCGCCUGCCUCGCGAUACGUGGGACUAGGUGUAGCUUUAGCCCAGCUGCUUCGCACGUUUCCCACAAACGACCAUUUCUCGGCGAUCUGGGUCGCGCAGGUCGCUCGCAUGAACCCGGACGACUAUGAACGCACGCUGCACGCGCUCAGCUCGGCUCUUGAGCCGGGCACGGCGUGCAAGCCGCCCGAGUGCGCGGCGCUCUUGCAGGUGCUAAGUCUGCUCCUCCAGCACGGCGCACCUGGCACGGGACGCCCGGCGCGCAUGCACUUUUCCGCGCUGCUCGUGCGCUUGGCCGUGCUCCUUCCCGACAUGCCUACAAUCACGCUCGCGGCCGUCCAGCUGUUGGAGCAUGUGUGCCAGAACCGUGCGCGGAUGCUGCGUGCACCCGAUGUGCCGCGACUGUUGGCGCUAUUGGGUCAGGUCGUAGGCGCACGCUCGUCGCCACCUAGCGCCGCGGACGCCUCGGCCAUCUACCAGAGCGUGUGCGCGACACUUCGCGCCCUCGUGCGGCAGCGCAAGGAUCUCGUGCGGCCGUGCCUGCCCCACCUGACGGACCUAAUUGCGCGUCUGUGCCUGCUGCUCUCGAGCUUUGUGCGGGCGCAUACCGGCGAGGCGCUCGUGCGUGAGAUCGCCGCAGCGCUACCAGCAUGGCUGGACGUGGCUGCUGCACCGCUCACUAGCAGCGAGGCGCGCGCACUCGCGCGUUUGCUCUCUGAGCUGGGAGCCAAGACGAGCACAGCGGCGCCGGCUGCGAAGCGUGCGCGCCUCUCGCACGCCACCACCGAGUCGCUGCGCAAGCCCUUGUCGAAAUAUGCCGUCUACAUGCUGCUGGCCUAUGUGCGAAGUGCUACAAUGCCAUACACAACCAUCGCCGCGGCGCUGCGGACCGAGCUGCAGCCGGGCCUCUUUGUGCUGUGCGAUGUGUGCGGCGAGCAUGAGCGGGAUGCCGCUUUGAAGCAUGCGCUCGAUGCAAGUGGCCAGGUGGUGUUCCAGGCCCUCUGGGCCGAUUGGGAGCGCCAACGAUACAAGGGCACCUAA
Malassezia sympodialis ATCC 42132 is the source of this 4221-nucleotide messenger RNA. Its product is annotated as Urb2 domain-containing protein. Lineage: Eukaryota; Fungi; Basidiomycota; Malasseziomycetes; Malasseziales; Malasseziaceae. The record is from RefSeq and is a predicted model, not a curated record.